ACAGGGAAUGCAGAGAAGAAAAACCAUGAGCAGCUCCACUUGAAAUUACUCAAAAUGUUCACUAACUGUUCAGGUGGCCGGUGGUUCUCGGUGACUUCUGCAUAAUGCAGGCGUAUCCCUGUCUCCAGGCAAUGUUAAAGGCAUUGCUCGUGUGGUGGUUCUUGGGCUGGAUGCAGGGAAAAUGGGUUUCUUGAGAGAAGAAUCUUUCUCGGUUUUCUCCAGUACUUUUCACGUGCUGAGUCCUUUCCAGCACCUCUGUUCCACGAGGUGGCACCGUUCCCUGGGAGACGCUGCUGCACUGCCUGGGCUCAGGGAUGCUGCCUGGCAGAACCCACUUCAGGAGCUUUCUGAAAAUAAAAUGGACGAUGAUGAUGACAUUCCCCAGCUUUCAUCCCAUACAUUGGCUGCCCUCCAGGAGUUCUAUUUGGAACAGCAGCAGAGAGAGGGCAUGAAGACCUCCCAGGGGUUUAAUCAAUAUUCCAUUGGCUCAAUAGAAGAAGACUGGCAACUGAGCCAGUUUUGGUACAGUGAUGAAACUGCAUCGUGCCUGGCUAAGGAAGCAGUCCUGGCAGCUGGAAAAGGUGGCAGGAUAGCAUGUAUUAGUGCACCAAGUGUGUACCAGAAACUGAAAGAGCAGGAUGGUGAAGAUUUUUCAGUGUGUAUACUGGAGUAUGACAGAAGGUUUUCUGUGUACGGAGAAGAAUUUAUCUUCUAUGAUUACAACCACCCUUUGGACUUACCUGAAAAUCUCCUGCCACACAGUUUUGACAUUGUAAUAGCAGAUCCACCCUAUCUGUCUGAGGAAUGUCUUCAAAAGACUGCAGAGACCAUCAAAUAUCUAACAAAAGGAAAGAUUCUGCUUUGCACAGGUGCAGUCAUGGAGGAACAAGCAGCAAAGCAUCUUGGUGUGAAGAUGUGCAAGUUUAUUCCAAAACACUCACGAAAUUUAGCCAAUGAAUUUCGAUGUUAUGUGAACUAUGCUUCUGGGCUGGACUGAUUCUCCUAAGAUCAUCUAGAAAUCUACAACUUUUUCAGUCAAGCUUCUUAUCAGUUGCACCACAUUUCUCAGAGCUGAAAUAUUCUGAGUACUGUUUUUUGGGAUAGCUGGAAUCAACGUAGUGUGAUAGCCUCUCUCUUUUAAACAAGUAAGCAUUUGCAGUUACUGUGUUUCAUAUUAGGAAAUGCAGACCAAGCAAUGCAGGUGCUGAAUACUGGGAACUUCUCUGUUGGAGUGUCAUUUUAACUGGUAGCUUUUACCAUUUGAGGACAUAUCAGUGACCUCUUUGAAGUGAUUUUAGCUUAUAACAGCACGUGGGUGUUUGCCUUGCAGGCAUCAGAAUCAUCAUUGCCAAAGAACUUGAUACUUCUGUAGUAAUGUGACCCAUACAUGUCCCUUAAAUCUUGAAUCAUAAUGUCUGAUUAAAUAUAGUGCCUGCUUUUUAAUAAUUUCAAUAUCAAACUAAAGAGGAUCUAUGGGUAUGUCAAAUUUAUAGUUAAAA
Messenger RNA from Sturnus vulgaris (Common starling), 1499 nucleotides. NCBI's taxonomy places the organism in Eukaryota, Metazoa, Chordata, Aves, Passeriformes, Sturnidae. The record is from RefSeq and is a predicted model, not a curated record.